GCUUUGUCCAAAAAUUUGCUUUGUCUAUCUUCUGUUCUGUGUUAGUUUUUCCUUCUCUCUCCGUCCAAGAGUGACGUCUUCCAGAGACAAGAACGGCUUUGUUUCUGGGUCUCUACGCUCUUAGUGGUUCAGAUUCUUUCCCCACUUUCAACUUGUCCGUUUCUCACUCCAUUCAAAAUCUCAUAAACACAACUUCAUCAUCAAAUCAUACAUACAUGCACUCUCUCUCCUUCUUCACAUUCUUCCUUUUCUACCAACCCAUUCUUUUUCCUUAUUCGACAUUCUAGUCAAUACAAGCCCCAUCGACGCCUCUGAUCCAAGCUGGGUUCGCUUGAUGUUCUCGUAUACUGAUGUGAGUUACCUUCAAAAUACCACCUUUGAGUUCAUACAUCUCGACUUGCUAACUAAUCCCUUUUGUUGAUUUUGCAACAGAAGGCUUUUUAAUAUUAAAAAAAAGGGUUGUGGCCUUUGUGGGGGAUUACGCAGAUCUGCAUGUUAUCUAUUAUUUGACAAUAACAGAAACCAAAAAGAGGAAGAGAGAGAAAGAAAAGGAGUGUUGUUUCUUUUUUCUGGUUCUCCUCCCAUUAAAAAAAAAGGAGACAUCUUUCUUUCUUGUUUUAUCCUGAAUUCUCUGCCUUGGUUGAUGACUGAAGUUGGUUCACUGCCAUUUUAGUCAUCUCAAUCUGAAGGGUGCUGGUGUGAUUGUUGUGGGGUGGAGAAGAGGUUGCGAAAGUGAAAAAAGAAAAAUUGAAGGUGGAGAAGUGGUGUUGGGGGAUUGCGAAAGGUUUGAUUUUUGUUGGUGAUUCUCAAAGGGGUUGUGACGGAUCCUUCAAGGGAAGAAAGUGGGUGCUCGAGUGGUUUGGAGUGCAUUCUUGGCAUUCUAAGGGCCCUUAAGAUGGGGUCCUGCUUCUCUGCGGAAAGCAGGAGCCCUCACCCCACUUCACCCUCUACAUCUUUUCGGAAGCGCAAGAGCAACGCCAAGAAGAGGCUUGGAUCAAGAGCUUCUUCCUUUGAGUAUUGGAGGAAUGAGCCUCUCCAUAGGAUCCCUGGGAGGAUCUUCCUCAAUGGCUCCUCCCAAGUUGCAUCCUUGUUCACUCAGCAAGGCAAGAAGGGUACCAACCAGGAUGCCAUGGUGGUUUGGGAGAACUUUUGUUCUAGACAGGAUACUAUUUUCUGUGGAGUUUUUGAUGGCCAUGGUCCAUAUGGUCACAUGGUUGCAAAAAGAGUGAGAGAUUCUCUUCCUCUUAAACUGAAUGCCCAUUGGGAAGUUAAUGUUCCUGGUGAGGAAGUCCUCAAGGAGAUUAGCGGUAAUGCUGCAGGAAGCAUGAAUAUAGAAGAGGCUGCCUCUGCAUCUGCUGAUGAGGAUUCUCGGGUAUCUCUUAAUGCUGAAGAAACAGAAAAGCACCCUGAAAUCUUUCAGACACUCAAGGAAUCCUUUUUGACGGCAUUCAAAGUUAUGGAUAGGGAACUGAAGACCCACCAAAGUAUUGAUUGUUUUUGUAGCGGAACAACAGCAGUAACUCUGAUUAAGCAGGGCCUUGAUCUUAUCGUUGGAAAUGUUGGUGACUCUAGAGCUGUGUUGGGUACAAGAGAGAAUGAUGAUUCUCUUGUCGCUGUCCAGUUAACUGUGGAUCUGAAACCCAAUCUUCCAGCCGAAGAAGAGAGAAUUCGCAAAUGUAAAGGCCGUGUUUUUGCUCUUCAGGAUGAACCCGAAGUAGCACGUGUCUGGUUGCCGAACAAUGACUCGCCAGGCCUUGCCAUGGCCAGGGCAUUUGGUGAUUUUUGUCUUAAAGAUUUUGGCCUGAUAUCUGUUCCAGAGAUGUCAUACAGAAGACUGACCGAAAAAGACGAGUUCAUUGUCUUAGCAACAGAUGGGAUUUGGGAUGUUCUCUCAAACAAAGAAGUGGUGGACAUAGUGGCGGCCACAUCAAGGCGUGCCUCAGCUGCUCGAGCCCUGGUCGAGUCAGCAGUUCGCGCUUGGAGGUACAAGUAUCCAACCUCCAAAGUGGAUGACUGUGCUGUGGUUUGCCUCUUUUUGGACUCUGCCUCACACAAAGUAUGCAGUGCUUCCAUUGCCAAGUCCAAGGAGCAACCUGGUUCGACCGUCCAAGUCCACAAUGGCAACAGGGGAGACGUUUUGGCCCCGACCGGGCUGGGAAGGUCAGGAACAUGCAGGGAGAACGAUGAAGGUGAUGACAGCAACAAGAAUGAGGAGGAGAAAGAGUGUAGGGAAGAGGAAAUAGAUCCUGAGUCAGAAAUAGAAUGGUCUGCUCUUGAAGGAGUGUCUCGUGUGAACACAUUGCUAAACCUGCCAAGGUUUGAACCUGACAAAGAAGACAAGGGGAUGAGAAAACAAAAUUGAAAGAAAAUGGUUCAGUUGAGUUGAGUUGAGAUGGUCUUUUACUUUAUAUUCCUUUAUUUUAUUUUGUUUUUGUUCUGUUUUCCAUCAUCAUGAUAUAGAUACAUACACACCCUUUUCCUUUUUUGUUCUUUUGCUCAA
Molecule: messenger RNA, 2500 nt
Organism: Vigna umbellata (rice bean)
Lineage: Eukaryota; Viridiplantae; Streptophyta; Magnoliopsida; Fabales; Fabaceae
Source: RefSeq, a predicted model, not a curated record